Molecule: messenger RNA, 530 nt
Organism: Sitodiplosis mosellana (orange wheat blossom midge)
Lineage: Eukaryota; Metazoa; Arthropoda; Insecta; Diptera; Cecidomyiidae
Product: osteocalcin 2-like
Exons: 2
Coding region: 183-530 (115 amino acids)
Source: RefSeq, a predicted model, not a curated record
CGGGGAAAACUGCACAAAGUUGAAAAAUAAUUGCGGAAACAUGUUUGGCGCACUUUUUCUGUUCAGUCUCAUUGCAGCUGUUACUGUCCUGGUCACUAGGGGUUUGUUCCGUUGUGAUUUGUAUUUUCAAAACAGCAAUUAAUUUUAAAUGUUUCGGGCUGUUUUUUCUUCUUUCAGACGCGAUGUCAGUUCCACAAAUUGGUGCACAGUUUGGUGAGAUUCACAACAACGGUACUGGAUCCAACGGUAAUAAUGGCCCAGUUGCAAUCACACCGUACAGCAAUGGUUCAUCGUCAUCAGUACCUGGAAGUGGUUAUCCUGGUGGAUAUUAUGCAAACCAUUCGAAUGAAAGUUCGCCGACAUCACCAUCAAUGAGUGGCGAUUCGUUCAAUUUACAAAACUCUUCUAUAGCUACAACGAAUUGCGAUUGUUCACAAGUGACGAAUGCACAAGAAGUGGCUCCAACCAACGCCGCUGCAACGGAAAGUCCAAGCAAUGGCGAUACAUCAAGCUCAAGUUCCAGAAAAUAA